AUUCAGGGUCUAUCUGCCAUAUUCUUUUCUUCGUGGCUCAACUUGCUCUUAAUAUUCAUUCCUUUUGGGAUCAUAUCUCAUUUUUUAUGGAGCCCAACGGUUACAUUUAUUCUCAACUUUAUUUCUAUUAUUCCGCUCGCCAGAAUGCUUGGCUUUGUUACUGAAGAUAUAUCUUUACGCACAGGAGAGGUUAUAGGCGGACUCUUGAAUGCUUCCUUUGGGAAUGCUGUCGAGCUGAUUAUAUCAAUUAUUGCUCUCACCAAAAACCUUGUAGUAGUUGUACAGGCAUCUAUGUUAGGAUCCAUCAUAUCCAAUCUUCUUCUUGUUUUGGGUAUGUGCUUUAUCGGCGGUGGACUUAAGUUUAAGGAGCAAUCUUUUAAUGUGACAGUGGCCCAGACAUCAGCUUCAUUAUUGUUUAUUGCCGUGUCUUCACUCGUAGUUCCAGCCGCUUUUUACAGCUCUAGCCGAGACUCUAUGUCGCCUUUAGACCUUAGUCGUGUUAUCUUGAAUAUUUCUCGUGCGACUGCUAUAAUUUUGCUCAUAAUUUAUUUCUCCUACUUGUAUUUUCAAGUAAGUUUGUCUCUCAAAAUACACGCGACACCGAAAGAAAUCAGACACAGCCAGGAAUCUUUGAUGAAGAAGAUCAAGAAGCACCUCAGAUGCCUGCAUGGAUGGCUAUUUUAUUGCAAUCUUUUCUUGAUCACUGUCUUGGUUUCCAUUUCAGCUGAAUUUCUUGUCUCUGCUAUCGAAUCGGUUGUAGAACAGUGGCACAUCAGCCAAACUUUUGUUGGUCUUGUAUUGCUGCCUAUAGUAGGCAAUGCAGCCGAGCAUGUAUCAGCUGUAACAGUAGCGAUCAAGAACAAGAUGGAUUUGGCUCUUAGUAUUGCAGUAGGAAGUAGUAUGCAGAUUGCGCUGUUUGUCACACCUCUGAUGGUCUUGCUUGGGUGGAUAUUGGACGUGGAUAUGAGCCUGUUUUUCAAUAUUUAUGAGACAGCAGUGCUAUUUAUUGCGGUUAUUAUGGUGAGCUACCUAAUUAUGGAUGGCAAGAGCAACUGGCUUGAAGGUAUGAUGCUUUGCUCAGUGUAUAUCAUCAUCGCUAUCAGUUUCUAUUAUUACCCAGAC
This is a messenger RNA of Phycomyces blakesleeanus NRRL 1555(-), 1122 nucleotides long. RefSeq lists its product as hypothetical. The transcript has 6 exons. Gene Ontology annotation, biological process: calcium ion transmembrane transport; intracellular calcium ion homeostasis. Gene Ontology annotation, molecular function: calcium:proton antiporter activity. The record is from RefSeq and is a predicted model, not a curated record. Lineage: Eukaryota; Fungi; Mucoromycota; Mucoromycetes; Mucorales; Phycomycetaceae. Gene Ontology annotation, cellular component: fungal-type vacuole membrane. The annotation marks the transcript as partial.